Molecule: messenger RNA, 2902 nt
Organism: Phragmites australis (common reed)
Lineage: Eukaryota; Viridiplantae; Streptophyta; Magnoliopsida; Poales; Poaceae
Product: inositol-tetrakisphosphate 1-kinase 6
Exons: 17
Biological process (GO): inositol trisphosphate metabolic process
Cellular component (GO): cytoplasm
Molecular function (GO): inositol-1,3,4-trisphosphate 5-kinase activity; ATP binding; magnesium ion binding
Source: RefSeq, a predicted model, not a curated record
AGGCACUGACACCUGGUCCCACCGGCUCAGGAACUUCUCCUCCUUUCUCCAUGUCCAUGUCCAGGGUUCCAGCGGCGCCCAACAGCGAACAAGAUCCGAGUCCACCCUCUCCCACCGGCCAUGGCUAUGGGGCGACCUGUUCGACUGGUGCUGGAGUCCUCAGUCCUCCUCGAUCCCUCCGUCGGCGCGGGCGGCGGUACCGGGGAUGCGGGGCUGCGGCCCGGGGCGGACGCGCUGCUUCGGCGGCUGCACUACUCCAAUCUGGACGUGGCGAUUUGCUAUCCGGAGGACAUACCAACUAAUGAGUCAGUCUUUCUCAAAAAGAUCGCAAGCUUGUACUCGUUUGGAUAUAUGCCGCUUCCUGUAACAUGUGGGAAUUGUUCUCUAAAUGAAUUAAUGGUAGAAUGGAGCAGAACAUGCUCUUGUUUCUAUGCGACUUCGAGAGCUGACAAAGCUUUAUUUUUUGAGCUUCAGAAUCAGAACUGGAGAGUUCUUUCUGUAGAUAAUGAGCAUAGCAUGAAGGAUCCUGGAGUAUUGAAUGUUGGCAGGCUUCAGGGGUUGCUUCUCACUUUGGCUGCUUUGAUAAAAAGAGAAAUUGGUAGCUCAUCUGUUUUGGUGAUUGGAUAUGUAAUGAAACAAUCCCGCGAAGAAGACUUUGCAAAGAGAGGAGCAUUCCCCAUAUAUCCUAGUAAGGACGGUCUAAGCUUUGUUCCACUCUCAUUUGAACUUCCUUUAACCCCACAACUGCAAGAAGUUGACCUGCUCAUCCACAAAGUAACUGAUGAGAUCUUCAAGAUUGAUCCAGAAUACUCCACCGAUUUUCCGAAAGGGAUUUCAUUUUCUUCUGGAAUGUCUGAAAUCAUAAGGUUUGUGGAAGAGCACUCUGAAUUUUGCAUCAUCGAUCCAUUUAAAAAUAUUUACCCACUACUUGACCGGCUUCAAAUCCAACAAAUUCUGGUUCGAUUGCAAGAACUUGGCACUGAAGGAAAGCCGAAACUUCGAGCAGCGCAUUCUUUGAAGGUUGACAACUUCCAUGAUGGUGGAUUACAAAAGCAACUAGCAGAAACUAAUUUAUCCUUUCCAAUCAUCGUGAAACCACAAGUAGCUUGUGGAGUUGCUGAUGCCCACAAUAUGGCAUUAGUUUUUCAAAUUGAAGAGAUUAGCAACCUUAGUGUGCCUCUUCCAGCUGUACUACAGGAAUAUGUCGAUCAUGGAUCCAAGAUUUUCAAAUUUUAUGUAAUUGGAGACAAAGUUUUCCAUGCUGUUAGGAAUUCGAUGCCUAAUGCAAGUUUUCUGAAGUCAUCAUCAGGAGGCGAACCUCUUACAUUUAAUAGUUUGAAGACUCUUCCGGUGGCUACUAAGGAGCAGCAACUGCAAACCAGGGUGCAAGAUAACAAAUCGCUGGACACCGAUCUAGUAGAAGAGGCAGCAAAUUUUUUAAAAGAGUUGCUUGGGCUUACAAUUUUUGGAUUUGAUGUUGUUGUUCAAGAAGGCACCGGAGACCAUGUCAUAGUGGACCUAAACUAUCUCCCAUCCUUCAAAGAAGUUCCUGACUCUGAGGCGGUGCCUGCGUUCUGGGAUGCAAUCAGGCAGACAUACGAGUCGAAGAGAGGGAAGAUCGUGUGGAGCUUCAUGGAAAGUUUCAGCAUUGCCGGCACAAUUUUUUGUCCUUGUGAUUAACGCCCUGUGUCCCCGAAGAUGGAUCGCGUGAAGAGAUUCACUGGCAUGGCAAAGGGCACAUCUGUGAUCCCGGUCCGGAAAGAUGAAGAUGAGAGCUUGGUUCUGUUUGGGGAGCUGUACAAGCAUGAGAAAGAGAGGGAUGUAAACCUUCUUGAACCAAUGUUCUCGGUGGAGUUCGAAGCUAUUCAAGGAGAUGGUCGCAUGUUCAAGCUCCCUUCAGGAAAGAGAAAUUACCUCCUGCCAGAUGGCGAAAAGCAUGAUUAUGAUUGGCUCAAGACUCCUCCAGCCACACCACUGUUUCCCUCCCUUGAGAUGGAAGCUAACUCCUCCCAGAUGAUUUUUCAGAAGGAGCUGCCUAUACUUCAGCCAGUCAGAACUUCAAGGUUCUCAAGCAAGCCUGACGCAACAGUUACAUCAACAAGGUCUGAAUCCCCAACCUCUAGCUCCUCUAAAUCUGUAACUCCCACGGAGAGACCCAGCUCUUCAUCAAAGAAAAGCCUCACCAGAGGGGCUCCUGUUCUAUCCAAAGAGGAGGACACAGCUUACAGAAUAGAUAAGAGGUCAAGCUAUACACCUCUGAUAAAUAGGCAACACAAUGCAAUUCCUGCAGCUAGAACAAUUAUCACAGUCAACAAAGCAUGCAGGAAAACCUCAGGCAACAAAUCUUCAGGCCCGGGCAGCACGAAUGCCGUUAAGAAUGGGGCCAAACCGGACAAGGCACUGAAAAACGUUACAGCAACUGCGGUGAAAGCUCAGUCGAAAGAUCCUUCAGUUGGUGCAAAGGAUCAGAAGGCAGAUGUUGGCAUCGCCAGGAGACUGUCAUGCCCACCUGCUGCAACAACGGGCGGCAACGGCGAGCUGCAGGUAGACAACUUGCAGGAUACAGUGGCACCGAAAGGAAGGAAUAGAGCUGCCACCGGCAUUGUGCGUGCUACCCGUAAGGGCGCCAGCGCCGCCGAGGCGGUACCUGCUACCCGUAAGGGUGCCAGCGCCACCGAGGCGGUAGCGAAGGGAAGGAGAGCAGGAGAGAAGGAGCAGAGGCCAAAGCUUGGAAGGCAUGCAAAGAAGUGAGGACAGUGGUUUCAGCUGAUAAGAUUAGAUGGGGCAUUCUUAUUUCAGGAAGGGAUGCAGAGAGAGUAACAUCCAUUUCCACCCAAUAUAUUCAAAUACACUUAUUUGAUAAACUUGCACUUAGUUGCCUUAUUUAUGAACACACGCGUAA